GCCCAGGCCAGGCGCUAGGAAACGGGCGGGAAGGGAGCGCGGAGGACGCGCCACGCCCCUGGCGGUGCGAGCCUACGCCCUCUUCCAAUAAACGCCGCCUGUCGCGUGCCCGCGGUCUCCCAUUGGCCAGCCCUUGCUGGGAGGCGGGGAGAAGAAGCACCAGCGGCGGGAGGAUGCCUGGCCAAUCACCGGGUCCACCGCGCGCGCCUCUUGUUGCCCUUGGAAACCUAACAGCCGGCAGCCGGCUGCCGGCGUCCGCGGCGCUGGCUGGUCCGCAGUGGGGGUGCGAGGGGAGAUGGACCCAGACUCCGAGCACACUGAGGACCUUGAGGGGGAACACCGAGAGGCGCAGAGCCUGGCCUCGCGGGCAUCGGGGACCAAGGCCAGCUCUGGCCCCCAGUCCCCGGCCGAACCCGCGGAACCGGAGCCGAAGGCCGUCGAGACUUCGGAGGUAGGCGCAGCUGCGGACGAGCUCGCCGAGCCCCGGGAAGGGCAGGCGGCCGCCGAGGCUGCGAGCGAGGAGAGGCCCGGAAAGACGAAGCGGCCGGCCGAGGCCGAGGCGGAGGCCGACCCCGGGGAGCCCGCCGAGGCCGGGCCUGAGCAGCCAGCCCAGCCGGGAUCCGAAGGAGGGCGCGAGGAACCGGAGGAGGACCAGGGGGAAGAGGCCGAGGCGGCGGAGGGCAGGAGGCAGGAGGCCCCGCCGCAGGUCUCUGCGCCUCCGUCCACGCCCAGCCAGGAGGAGGCUGCUCCGGUCCGGGAGGGCGAGGGGGAGAGGAAGGGCGUGCACCGAAGCCGGGCAGAGAGCGGGGAGGAGCUGACGCGCCCGGGCGAGAGGCUGGAGGGUGGGGGUCACGAACGGACCGAGGAGGAGCAGAAGCUGCAGGAGCAACAGCUGCGCGACGAGCUCCUGGGACAGUACCGCUCGCUGACGGCGGAGCGGAGCCGCUAUCUGCGCCACAACAUUCACCUGCAGCGCAAGAUUUUCGAGGCGCUGCGCAAGAAGAAGGGCCUCGAUGCAGCCGAGGUGCCGGACAGGGGCACGGAGCCCGAGGCCCCGGAGAAGGAGCGAGCAUACCUACGCCGCCUGGCCGCGCUGGAGGGGCUGAGGAAGCAGCAGGCAGACGACCUGGGCUGGUAUCACCGCGAGCUGGGCCAGCUGAAGCAGCAGUGCGAGAAGCUCUCCAGGGCGGAGAGGGAAUGGCGAGGCUUCCAGGCACUCAAGAAGCAGGUGGCGAUGCAGGCCAUGGGCAGCUGUCGGAUGCAGGGUGGCCGCCAGGCUGCUCUGCGAAAGAUGGAGCGGGUGCAGGCUUUGGAGGACAAGAAGGAGAAGGAGAUGAGCGCGGUCAGACUGGAGAACGUGCAGCUGAAGCAGAGCCUGGCGCACCUUGAGACCAGGAUGAGGGCCCAGGAGGACCUGACCGAGGGCCUGCCCCUCAUUGAUUUUGAACAGCUUAAGAUUGAGAACCAGACCUUCAAUGAGAAAGUGGAGGAGCGAAACGAGGAGCUUUUAAAGCUGCGCAACAAGGUGACCAACAAUGUGCAAAUAAUAACCCAUGUUAAAGAAAAGCUAGACUUUGUGAAUUUAGAAAAUACAUGCAAAAAGUCACAGCUUUUGGAAAUUGAGGCUCAGGUGGCCCUAGGGAGGGACAUCUUGACUAAGACUAAGCAGACUCGAGACAGCCUGCGGAUUGACAACAUCAAGCUGAAUCAGAAGUGUGGGCUUCUGGGCAAGGAAUCCCUCCUUCAAGACAUGGAAGAGAAGGUAGACAAGACUAACUUGCUCAACCGGCGCUUAGAAUCCCUGAAGCGCCAUCACGCUGGGCUUACUCUGUCCUGCAGAGGCGUGAAGCAGAAGGUCAGGGAAGCCAAAGCCUUUCUCCCCUCCUGACACCACUGGUGGGAGAGUCCACAGACUGUCUUUGAUCUCAGUGAACUCCAGUCUUCAUUAUCUUUUCUUCUCCGUCUGUUGCCAUUCUUCAGAAAGCUGUGAUUAUUUGGGUAGUACUGUAUUUUUUAUUUAUCUCAUAAUUUUUAAGCUUCCAAAUUACUGCUGAGCACAGAAUUGGGUUAGCAGUCAGUGCUGUAUGGGCUUAAACAGGUGCAGAGAAACAAAUGAGAGAGAUGGCUUGAUGUGCCUGAUUUCUCAUAAAAGCUGUCAAAAGCCUUUUUAUAUCUUAGCAAUUCCAUGAUUUCAAUGACUGGAUCCUGAGAACAACUGUUUGUCUUCUAUAUGUAGGAGGGUUCACUGAAUGGGCAGGAUACCAAAAAAAUUCCUGUGCAUUAAGCUAAUUAUUAAAUCUCCUUUGAAUUGAUUAGUCUGACCUGAGUCAUGGUCUCAGUUCAGAGCCCACUAAUUCCCUUGAUGAAAUUGAUUUGUAUGUAAGUAGCACUAGCUUCUGGUGUACUAAAAAAGAUCCAGGAAACAGGAGAAAUACGGAGAGGAGCUGGAUGUUGUGUCAUCUUUGUUUUGUGAAAUUGUUUGCUUAACCAUUCAUGUCUGUUUCUAUCUCAGUCAUAAUCUUCAAUUCCAGUGAAAGGUCUUCUUGGAUCCUCUAAAGAAACGCACUGAUCUGACCAAAAACUGAAAUUCUGCUUUCCAGGGAAGACAACAUGAUGAUUGGAUUGUGUGUUUUGCCAGGUGCAAACUGUGGCCUGAGGACUGACUGCCCAUAAGCCAUUUAUUUUCAAGAUUUUUUUGCAUCCUGGCAACAGGACCUUCACUAUGCAAUGUGGGUUUUACUCUCUAUCAAAUACCAAACUGUCUAUUAUUCCUUGUGUUAAAAGAAAUACUUGAUAGUCUUUCUCCAAAAUCAGUGGUUAACAUUUUAAAUUUUCCUUGAUGUUU
Molecule: messenger RNA, 2845 nt
Organism: Manis javanica (Malayan pangolin)
Lineage: Eukaryota; Metazoa; Chordata; Mammalia; Pholidota; Manidae
Source: RefSeq, a predicted model, not a curated record